UUAGAGUUAAAUUGUCACAACCAACAAACCAGAAGUCCUUUUCGGAAGAGUGUUAUGAUGAAGGUAGCGUGCAAUGAUAAUGAAAACGAGCAUCUCACAGGAUUACUUAUUCUGGAACUUCGAGAGCAGUGGAGUGCUUUAAAGGAAAAUAAAGAUCAGUUGGGUCUGAAAGUGGUAACGAAUGACAGAAGUCAAUCAACUGAACAAAAGAACGAAAUGUAUAGAGGUCAGACCACGCUGUUAACAUCAAACUCCAUCGUAAAUAAACAACAACGGGCACUCAGCCAACACUUCUUACACACCAAAUAUACGUAG
This is a messenger RNA of Loa loa (African eye worm), 315 nucleotides long. RefSeq lists its product as hypothetical. The transcript has 2 exons. The annotation marks the transcript as partial. NCBI's taxonomy places the organism in Eukaryota, Metazoa, Nematoda, Chromadorea, Rhabditida, Onchocercidae. The record is from RefSeq and is a predicted model, not a curated record.